AUGGGUGCGAGUCUCUAUUUCCUCGAUAUUGUCGGUCCUGGCCUCUCUAACGAUCUCUUCUGGCCCAACUUUGACCCAACGUCAGCCCAGACGUACCUCAUCGACGUCUUCAACCGCCACCUCAGCACCACCAACGCCUCGGAGAUCGACCUCUUCGACCCGAGCCAAGCCAUUCACAAGACAUACGGUCUACCAUCAACAACAGCAUUUGCGAAGCCCACGUAUCCUCGUAUGCGAACGCUGGUCGAGUACACGUCGGUGGCCGAUGCGAUCAUUGGUUUUCAGUCGCUCGACCCUGGCUACGUCUUUAGUCUCAUGACGUUGUACUGCUGGGCGGACUUUGAGAAGCGCUGGGAGCUGGCUCAUACAGCAGCCCGUCAAGCACGAUGCGCCUCUGGGAUGACGGACAAUGGCGCCGUGUACCUCGAGGCAUACCUUCGCAACGUCCACUGGGAUGCGUGGUAUGCUGUCUAUGGUGCCAGCGUCGAUGCUGCGGUCGGCGACGCUAUCGUGGUCACAUCCGAGGGCCGUGACUGGUACAAGAGUCUCCAGAACGCGUACCAGUCUCUAGACGAUGAAGAAGCGUACUGGAAGUCGUACCAGAUUUCGCACUUUCAGCUGCAGUGGAGCAACGAUGUUCAGUUUGGUGUUCAAGAGUCGAUUUCGAUUGUCAACGCCUUUGGCUGGCGACAAGAUCUGACGAUUCAGUCGAUUGCAUUUGCAAAACGGGGCUCCAAGUGGACGACCUUCGUGCUCAACUGGGCGUUUUUCGACGAUCUCUGGGGCUCAGCCGUCACCAACGGUAGUCUCGUGCGCAGCGCACCAGACUUUAUGGGUGAUGGAACCAUGGAGAUGCUUCUCAACCUCUAUCCGUUCACGCCAGCGAGCGUCGUCAUCCACAACACACUCGGACCCUUUCCCAACAUUGACAUGAUGCUCCUGGCACCACCAUCACCACUUAUAGCUACCUUUCGCAGCAUACAAGCCGCACUCAUCUUGGGUCUUCAAGCCGACUUGACUCUUUUACGUCUCUACUCGGUCUUGCCAGCGCCACUCCUAGAUCCCGUGCCGCUGUCGUGGCAGAGAUCCAACUGCACCUUCUUCGGGGGUAGUCCGCUCUGCCCGUUCGGCUCUGGUGCGACGUUUGUGCAGCCAUCCUUUACCUUUGACGAUACGUGCGGCAGUCAAGUGCCGAGCCGCCUCCUUGUGGAGCCUUCGCCAGCGGUGAUUGCGGCAAUGACCAUGAAGCUGCUGCAUCAAUCCGAUCGUAGCAGCUGCGCACCUUGCAGCUCUGCGACCACCGACGUCUGCAACCUACUCGUCACCCAAGCGACAACCAUUGCCCAUCAAUUGCUGACCAACGCUACGCUAUCUAGUCUCUUGACGCCAAUGGUCCAAGCUGCUGCUCAUGCCACCCAACAUCUCAACGUGGAGAUCAUCCAGUUUGCACUGACACCUACUGGCAACACGACCGUCUUGCGCCAGCCGCUGCUCGGGGAUGACACGUGGUCGUUCAUGGGCUACGUGGCGCUGCACGAGUGGGUCCGUGGCUACCGAGAGGUCGUCUCGUUCCAAGGUGACGCCGCGACGUUCAACUUGAUGUCGGAGCGCAUCGAGCCGAUUCCGUUUCGCGCCAAAACGAUCGAAGUGCCUAAAAGCACGUGCAACUACCUCUACAGCAUCGCCAUCGUAACAUCGGUCGUGCUGGUGGGCGUGGCUUGCAUCACGGCAGCGUACGCGGUUUUCCAGCCAUCUCAAGGUGCCGACGGUCUCCAUCUCUUGAUGUACAACCGUGUCGCUGGGCUUGUGUGGAUUGGUCGACCUCUGCUGCUGCUCCGUGCGGCCGCUGCCAUCACCAUGCUGAGUACAACGUCGCUGGACUUUCUCAAUGACGAUGGCGUGGCAAGCUUCCGCUUUGUGCCUCGUCCGUUGAUGCACAUUGGGGUUCUCGCAGGCGAAGCCACGUGGGUGACGUAUGUCCUCAACGACAUUUUGCUAGUCGUCGCCAACCAGAACUCACGGUGGGCAGCGCCCCUAAGCAGCUCAUUAGUCUGGCUCAGCCUUUUCGCACUUGAGUGUCUCAACCCGAUUCAAGCCACCGCUGCAAUCGAUCCUGUCAUGAGCGGCUUCCUUCACGCACGCUUUGGAUCGCAGCAGUUCAUCUUUGACACAAAGCUCUGGAGCGGCUUUUACGCGAACAACAUUGGACCGGCUCUCGCGAUCAAUCACAAGCACUGCGAUUCCAUUGGCGUCCGUCGUAUCCCGGCAGUGGCCCGUUGCACUGCCCGGCUCAAAAUCUCGUUGGGCCUCCUCUACCUCGCUGCGACCGUCGUAGGCAGUGUCUCGUAUCUUCGGCUCUCAACAGUCAAUCUGGCCAACGACCUGUGGUGGGCCACCUACAACACCACGGGAAUGCAAACAUUUCUUUCCAACUGGUUCAACCGACACCUCGCGAUCCAGGCGACACAGCCAUCGACACAUUUAGAUCAACCGAGAUAUGCCGAUUGGACCGACUACUCUACCUCCAAUGCGCUCGUUUCAUAUUCCCAAGUGUACGCAAGGCUCGUCCAGUACGAAUCGGGCAGCGACCUUCCCAUGAUGAUCCGAGGGCUUCGCUCCAUGGACGCCUGCAACGCGCCGUGGAUCGCUACCAGCUACUGCUGGCUCGACUUUGAUCGACAAAUUGAGAUGGCCAACACACUCGCCCGUCAAGCUCGAUGCAAACGCCAGUAUCGUAGCAACGGCGCCGUCUACUUGGAGUCCAUUUUGAGAAACGUCGACUGGCCCACUUUUGAGUCGUGCUGGAAAACGUCGUUUGAGAUUGGGAUCGCACGAGACAUUGCCUCUGUCAAGCCCAACGGAGCUGCCUGGCUCACAUCGCGAAUCACUGGCGACCGUCUUCCCGUGGCGGAUGAAGCCAAGCUGUGGCAAUCAGUGGGUCUCUUGACGUAUACGACGCAGUGGCAAAACUACAAGGCGCUCGGUCUCCACGACGUCUUCUCGAUUGAGAAUGCAUUUGGUUUGAGAUACGACAUGACGCUGCAGUCCAAGAAUGGUUCGUACCACACGGCCAUGUCGACGUCGUGGAAGACGUACUGGACGUUUGCGAGCGAUCUCUGGGCGAUCGCCACCAAUGGUUCUGGGAUCGCCGGCAAGUCGCUCUUGCGGCAAAGUCCCCACUUUGCCUUUGCAAAUAUGUCCCUGGCAUCUGUCAUGGUCAUGAAUUUGACCCUCCAAGCCCCUCUCGACGGCGUAUUGGCGACAUUCCACAAUGCCGCUGGCCCGUUUGGUGCCGUGGACAUCUACCAUGUACGGUGUCCGUCGUCGCUCGCGCUGCUGCUGCGCGAUGUUCGUGAAGCGCUCGGUGUGAUUCUUGCCAACACGAGCACUACCGCCCAGUUCGAGUACGCAAAUCUCAUUUUAAUGAGCUCGAUGAGUCCUGUCCCAAAACAUCUGGAUCGAAAUACGUACGUCUGCGGAAGCGGCAACGUAUUGUGUGGUCAAGUGCCUCGGGACCUGAACUUUUCGUAUGGUCUUUGGCAGUUUGCCGGCGCCGAUACCGCGUGCUACUCGAGCUUCAACGAGUGGAUCUGGGUCUCGCCGAUGCAAGCCAUCUUUAGCGUCAUUGGCGCUGGCAUCCCACUAAACCCGACGACGUUGAUUCCGCAGGCGUGCGCCGCCGAAGCGGUGGUGCCGACACAGUGCCUGGCUUUUCUUGAAAGUGUGUCUACCUUCGUCUCGAGGUUCUUUUCAACGAGCGCGCUACAAGCGUACCGAUCUCGAGCGAUAGGCGCCGAGGUUGAUGCCAUCGCAACGUCCGUUGGCUCUAUGCAGUAUGCCCGGCACGUGCCCACGCAGCGUCUCGAGCUCUUUCACCAAGUGCUCUUCGAUCCAUCCGAUGCGACCAUGAUGUACGCAAGCUACGCUCUCGCCUACGACUGGGUCGUCGGAGAGCGUGAAGCUAUAAUGGUCGAUGGCGACGCUGGCGCUGCUGGAGUCCUUGCAACAAUGUCAUUUGCGGCGUCCUUUGCCGCCAGCAGCAUUGAGAGCCCGCGCAACGUGGCCACGUAUCUGCGAGGGCUUUGCCAAUAUGUCUCGUUCGUACUCGUGGCACUCGCUUCGAUCACCGUACUCUACACCCUUGUCGGUGGUAGCGCUGGUGAAGGGUCCAACCUUUUCCAGGUCAACCGCGUCGGUGGCAUGGUCUGGGUUGGGCGGCCGCUGCUCUUGGCACGGAGCAUCACUGCGCUCUGCAUUCUGAGCACAGCGACGCUCCAGCUCAAGAAGAUGGGCAAAACCACAAUCUUGGUCCCGUCCCGCGACGACGUCUCUCCGGCCAUUGUCGUUGUGACGCAGAUCCUCGCAGCCGGCGAAGUCGGUUGGCUCGUCUACAUCUUUGACGACAUUUGCAUGUCGUUUACGCGUGAACACAGUGCUGCUUAUGCUACCAAGACAGCCCUCUUGGCCUGGCUCAUUGUCGCCACUUUGAGCUUUACGAGCCCCGUCUCGCACAGCGCCACGAUCCAGCGGUCGUGCACGCUGGUGGAAAUGGACUUUGAGAUGAUGUGCCACAGCGGCGUCGUCGCCAUUGGCUCCAUUGCGCGCUUCUAUCUGCUUGUUUGUAUUGCGCUUGGCGGCUCGACGCUACUGUACACGAUCGAGCGACUUCGGCGGCCCCGUGGCGACGUCUACGUCUUUGACAUCAAGACGUGGCGCACGCUCGUGCUCACGCGCGACGAAAUUCAAGUCACCACAUCGUUUGAUGUCGCCUCACAACCACGCCUCGCCCGAGCGCUUCCGCUGACCACGUAG
Messenger RNA from Saprolegnia parasitica CBS 223.65, 4812 nucleotides. RefSeq lists its product as hypothetical. The coding region runs from base 1 to 4812 and encodes 1603 amino acids. The transcript has 3 exons. The record is from RefSeq and is a predicted model, not a curated record. Lineage: Eukaryota; Oomycota; Saprolegniomycetes; Saprolegniales; Saprolegniaceae.